UCGUCAACUUCAGAGUUCACGAUCAGUGCGAUUUAAACCAUUGGAGAAGUGGGUCCGCUUGGCUUUUUAUUUGCGGAGUGAAAAAUGUUUUAAAGUUUAUUAAACAACACAAUUCCAAACGUUUGACAAGAAUGCCAAGUCAAUAGGCUGGUAGCUGCAAACAUGGCUGGAAAGAUGUUGGAUGGCACGAGCCCAGGCGGCGUCGACGGCAAACAAAAAAUGUCACCAUUCUUAAGACAGUUUCUGGCGGUCAGUGGUAUUGUUAUGUACAUGAUUGGAACUGGGGCUAACAUCGCCUAUCCUGGAGUACUGCUGGAGCAGCUGCGACGGCCAGAUUCUGUGUUACGUCUUACCCCAGAACAUGAGUCGUGGAUUGCUUCAAUACUGGGCUUAGCACUAAUUUCCGGGAUCGUAGUGGCUCCAUUCUGUCUUCAGAAGCUCGGCCGUCGUCUUACCAACCAGCUGAGCUGUCUGCCAGCACUCUGUGGGUGGGCUCUGCUAGUGACUGCUAAAGGCCCAGCUUUGAUACUUGUUAGCAGAUCGUUACAGGGUUUCGCAAUGGGACUGCAAGCAGCCGCGGCGCCUGUCUCCAUAGCUGAGUACUCCGCCCCAAGGCACAGAGGAGCUUUCCUAGCAACUAUCGCUUUUUCCUUUGCCACAGGAAUGUUGGUAGCCCACGUAUUCGGUACAUUUCUGUAUUGGAGAACAGCAGCUGUUGCAUGCGGAAGUUUCUACGCCAUAGCACUGUUCCUGAUCUCUUUAUCACCUGAAACCGCACCAUUUCUUGCGUCUAAAGGCAAAUUUGAGGAAUGCCGAAAAUCAUUUCGAUGGCUAAGAGGCUCCGAUGAAAGUUCCGAGAAGGAAUUAGAAAUUCUACUCGACAGCCAGAAGAAGAAUUCAGUACCGUCGAAGAAGUCAAAAUUUAAACUGUUCUUUGAAAUCGUGCGCAAACCAGAAUUUUAUAAGCCUACUGUGAUAAUGAUGUAUAUGUUUAUAUUGUUUCAAAUAUCUGGUAUGACUGUUGUACCAUCGUACACAGUACCUAUGAUGCAAGAAGUGACAGGGGGUGCGAUUGAAUCGUGUACUGGGAUGCUGAUGGUAGACAUAGUGAGAUUUCUAACGGCAAUUUUAUCAUGUGUCGUUGUAAAUAAACUGAACAGAAGAACUGUCCUCUUUUUAGGUGUCUACAUCAGUGUAGUUGCAUUGUUUUCAACGUCCCUGCUUUUGUACUUGAGAGAUUUUGGUUAUAUACCUGAUGAAUACAAAUGGACGCCUGUGAUACCAACGCUGAUAUAUAUUUUUGGGAAAACGUUAGGUAUUUUACCAAUACCGUGGGCAAUUGCCGGCGAAAUCUUUCCCUUAGAUUAUAGAUCUCUAGGUAGUGGAAUUUCUGGAAUGUUCCUGUCAAUUAUGUUUUUCGUUGUCGUGAAAACAGCUCCAACAUCAUUCAGACAGAUCGGUGUCAGUGGAACGUUUUGUGUGUAUGGGCUUUGCAUUGCUAUUUGCGGUGCAUUUCUAUUUUUCUUAUUACCCGAAACCAAAGGUAAAACUUUGUACGAAAUUGAAUGUUAUUUUAAAGGCACCAAAGGUGAAAUUGGUGAAACAGAACCCCAUGAAAAGGAUAAAAUGUUGGAACUGGAGAACAUAGAGGGAGGUUGAGAAGGAAACCAGGAAUAAUAGGAUACGCCUUUCAGCUUUAUAGAGCUGGCCAUGUAGUUAGGAGGAAUUUUGCGAUUUAAAUGGAUAUGCAUUUAAGGAAUAGUAUUAUUUUGACGCAAUAUAUUUUAUUUUUGUGAUAUUUUUUAUAUUCAAUAUAAUAAAAAAG
Messenger RNA from Zerene cesonia (dogface butterfly), 1825 nucleotides. Its product is annotated as facilitated trehalose transporter Tret1-like. Gene Ontology annotation, molecular function: transmembrane transporter activity. Gene Ontology annotation, biological process: transmembrane transport. Gene Ontology annotation, cellular component: membrane. NCBI's taxonomy places the organism in Eukaryota, Metazoa, Arthropoda, Insecta, Lepidoptera, Pieridae. The record is from RefSeq and is a predicted model, not a curated record. The transcript has 5 exons. The coding region runs from base 163 to 1659 and encodes 498 amino acids.